CCUGGAAGGUGAGUGGCUGGGCUCACCCCUGCCUGCCACCGAGACGCAGACAUGCACACACCACCCGCACUCCCUCGCCGUUUCCAAGGCGGCGGCCGCGUUCGCACCCCAGGGUCUCACCGGCAAGGGAAGGAUAAUCUGGAGAGGGAGCUCUCAGGAGGGUGUGCUCCGGAUUUCUUGCCUCAGGCCCAGGACUCCAACCAUUUUAUAAUGGAAUCUUUAUUUUGUGAAAGUAGCGGGGACUCAUCUCUGGAGAAGGAGUUCCUUGGGGCCCCAGUGGGGCCCUCGGUGAGCACCCCAAACAGCCAACACUCUUCGCCCAGCCGCUCACUCAGUGCCAACUCCAUCAAGGUGGAGAUGUACAGCGAUGAGGAGUCGAGCAGACUGCUGGGGCCAGAUGAACGGCUCUUGGAUAAGGAUGACAGUGUGAUUGUGGAGGACUCAUUGUCAGAGCCCUUGGGCUACUGCGAUGGGAGCGGGCCAGAGCCUCACUCCCCUGGUGGCAUCCGGCUACCCAACGGCAAGCUCAAGUGCGAUGUCUGUGGCAUGGUCUGUAUCGGACCCAACGUGCUCAUGGUCCACAAGCGCAGCCACACUGGGGAGAGGCCCUUCCACUGCAAUCAGUGCGGUGCCUCCUUCACACAGAAGGGGAAUCUGCUGCGCCACAUCAAACUGCACUCGGGAGAGAAGCCCUUCAAAUGCCCCUUCUGCAACUAUGCCUGCCGCCGGCGUGAUGCACUCACUGGCCACCUCCGAACACACUCAGUCUCCUCUCCCACUGUGGGCAAACCUUACAAGUGCAACUACUGUGGCCGGAGCUACAAACAGCAAAGUACCCUGGAGGAGCACAAGGAGAGGUGCCACAACUACCUACAGAGUCUCAGCACUGAUGCCCAAGCUUUGGCUGGCCAGCCAGGUGAUGAAAUCCGUGACCUGGAGAUGGUACCUGACUCAAUGCUGCACCCAUCGACGGAGCGGCCAACUUUCAUUGAUCGUUUGGCCAACAGCCUCACCAAACGCAAGCGCUCCACCCCACAGAAGUUUGUAGGUGAAAAGCAGAUGCGUUUCAGCCUCUCAGACCUUCCCUAUGAUGUGAACCCCAGCGGUGGCUAUGAAAAGGACGUGGAGUUGGUGGCACACCAUGGCCUAGAGCCUGGUUUUGGAGGGUCUCUAGCCUUUGUGGGCACAGAGCAUCUGCGUCCCCUCCGCUUGCCACCUACCAACUGCAUCUCAGAACUCACACCUGUCAUCAGCUCUGUGUACACCCAAAUGCAGCCCAUCCCCAGCCGACUGGAGCUUCCAGGGUCCCGAGAAGCAGGUGAGGGACCCGAGGACCUGGGAGACGGAGGUCCCCUCCUUUAUCGGGCCCGAGGUUCUCUGACUGAUCCUGGGGCAUCCCCCAGCAAUGGCUGCCAGGAUUCCACAGAUACAGAGAGCAACCAUGAAGACCGGAUUGGUGGGGUGGUAUCCCUCCCUCAGGGUCCCCCACCUCAACCUCCUCCCACAAUAGUGGUGGGCCGGCACAGUCCCGCCUAUGCCAAAGAGGACCCCAAACCACAGGAGGGGUUACUGCGGGGCACCCCAGGCCCCUCCAAGGAAGUGCUUCGGGUGGUGGGUGAGAGUGGUGAGCCCGUGAAGGCCUUUAAGUGUGAACACUGCCGCAUCCUCUUUCUGGACCACGUCAUGUUCACCAUCCACAUGGGCUGCCAUGGCUUCAGAGACCCUUUUGAGUGUAACAUCUGUGGUUAUCACAGCCAGGAUCGGUAUGAGUUCUCUUCCCACAUCGUCCGGGGGGAACAUAAGGUGGGCUAGCCUGCUCUCAGCCCCACCUCCACCCCACUGCCCCACCCACAGGUGUCUAGCCCAAUUCCUGUUAUACCCUAAGGAGUUUUGCGUUGUAGCUCCAUCCACUGGCCGCCUCACUUCACACUGGACUCUGACCAUCUUUGCCUGUUCCCUUCCACCCUGACCAAUUUGAGCAUUGCGAUGAGACAAGUCUCUUGCUUAUAUUUCUCCUUCUAACCUCUCUCCCCGGCACAUUUGCUUUUUAGUUAAUGUUUCCUUGGCCUUUGAAAAUUUACUGCAAUCUCUGGCCACUCCUUCACUCUUCUGCCCAUGACUUCCUUCUGCUCUAAGCCUAGAUUUUUUUUUAAUUUAUUUUAUUUUUUUAAAUUUUUUGUGGAUCCCAUAAUCUCCGACAGCUCCAGGGGUUGGAAGCUCCUCUCUGUGCUAAGAGAUGCUGAGCUUCUUGCUUUAAUCUUCAUCCUUAUUUAUCUGACCCUUCACUUUUGAUGCUGAUACCUCCCAAUGGCCCCACCUUAGCUCUGUGGCAUUAUUAUCUCCUCUCUGGGACCCGUCAACCUGGCACUCCAUACCUCUCGUGCCCACUCACUUUAGGCAGCUUGCACUAUUCUUAAAUGAAUGAAGAAUUUCCUCAUUUGCAGGUAGGAGGGGCUGUAGAAACUCUCCCCAGGCACUGUGGACUGAGGGUCCUCUUGACCUCACCUGGGAAUCUGAGCUCCCUAAAGACACAUUCAGGACCUCCCUCUAGGAUGUGAUACCACCCUUCCCUCUCCCUGGCUCACCCCUCAACACCACUCUGGUCUCAACUUGCCACUCCUGUCAGUGGUGGCUUUUCUCUCCUGGAAUGCCCCCAUUUUAUCUUCUCAGGGGCUAAGGCUAGGCCUGCAACCCUCUCCCUGACACACCCAGAGCUGCAGGUACCUAGCUGAGAACCAGGGCAUGGGAAAGGGGAUGGGUAGAACUCUCUCCUCCACCUCUCAGACUCUUUCACUCCAGUGACCUUCCUAGGCUCUCAGGGACUCCUUCUGUCCCCAUCUUAUGAGAAACCAGUGGGUUGCUGCUCAAUGACCAGGGGUCUCUCAACCCCAUCAGUCACACUGCCUUUCCUCUCCCUUCCAGCAGGACUCACCGUCUCCUUCACAGGCUCCUGGGCCCUGUUAUAAUCAAUGGUAGGGAGAAAGGGAUGUCUCUCUUCUCUCUGCCAGUUUUCAGUAUAACCAAAAAUUGUCCCAGGAUGAAUGACACGUACGUGCCCGUCAACCAUCCCACCCUUGUCCCAGCAAGAAUGGGACGGACACAACUGGGAGUCACCUCCACUGCCCUUCCAUACUUAGCUCCAGACACAGGGCAGGAGAGGCAGUCUUCUCUGGCAGCCACAGACACUCUGGCUAUUCAGAUAAUCGAGGAUUUGUGAGACCAUGCAGGAGGAGGCCUAGCUCCAUUGCACGUGGAAGUCUCUCUCUAUAAUAGAGUUCCCUGCCAGGGCCACAACCAUCCCACUCUCUGCUUCUUUGAGAUUCAAACCAAAGGCUGUUUUUAUAAAUUUAAA
Messenger RNA from Arvicanthis niloticus (Nile rat), 3352 nucleotides. Lineage: Eukaryota; Metazoa; Chordata; Mammalia; Rodentia; Muridae. The record is from RefSeq and is a predicted model, not a curated record.